Papilio xuthus (Asian swallowtail) is the source of this 2704-nucleotide messenger RNA. RefSeq names its product mothers against decapentaplegic homolog 1 (gene Mad). Gene Ontology annotation, cellular component: heteromeric SMAD protein complex. Gene Ontology annotation, molecular function: DNA-binding transcription factor activity, RNA polymerase II-specific; I-SMAD binding; RNA polymerase II cis-regulatory region sequence-specific DNA binding. NCBI's taxonomy places the organism in Eukaryota, Metazoa, Arthropoda, Insecta, Lepidoptera, Papilionidae. The record is from RefSeq and is a predicted model, not a curated record. The transcript has 3 exons. Gene Ontology annotation, biological process: anatomical structure morphogenesis; BMP signaling pathway; cell differentiation. The coding region runs from base 198 to 1466 and encodes 422 amino acids.
UAUGUUUUUUCUAUCUGUCAUUCUCUAGUGUCACGCUAAUCGCUAUUUUGUAUGUUCGUGAUUGUAAUUGGAUCCUGGAUAUUGUGGGGAAUACCAAGUGAGCUAAUCGAUGGCCGAUUAAGUGUUUCAACGCCACAGGAAUUAGCGGGUUCCCUUGCUCGUGGUGACUCAUCAAAGUUCCCGGACGGUUUUUCACUAUGGAGACUGACGAUGGUGAAUCCUCUAGCAGCGGGCCUAUGUCGAGCCUGAAUAGCCUAUUCUCCUUCACAAGUCCCGCUGUGAAGAAACUUCUUGGCUGGAAACAGGGUGACGAAGAAGAGAAAUGGGCAGAGAAAGCAGUAGAUAGUCUGGUGAAGAAAUUAAAGAAGAGAAAAGGUGCUAUAGAAGAACUAGAGAGGGCACUAUCAUGUCCGGGAACACCAUCCAAAUGUGUCACAAUUCCACGUUCACUUGAUGGCCGAUUACAGGUGUCCCAUCGCAAGGGGCUCCCUCAUGUGAUCUACUGCCGUGUGUGGCGCUGGCCUGACCUGCAGAGCCACCAUGAACUAAAACCUCUCGAAAUUUGCCAAUACCCCUUCAGUGCUAAACAAAAAGAAGUUUGCAUAAACCCCUACCAUUAUAAGAGAGUCGAAAGUCCAGUGCUGCCACCAGUUCUAGUACCGAGGCAUUCUGAGUUCGCGCCAGGACACUCCCUGCUGCCCUUCCAGAGGACUACAGAGCCUGCAAUGCCUCACAAUGUGUCAUACUCUGGGACAGGAUUUCCACCGUCGGCUUCUUCGGAGCUCCCGGAUACGCCGCCACCGGCAUACUCCCCUCCGUCCGACGACACCGAGCCUCCGGGGGAGGUAGCCCCUGUCUCCUACCAGGAGCCCCUGUACUGGGCGUCUGUCGCCUACUACGAACUCAACUGUAGGGUCGGUGAAGUUUUUCAUUGCAACUCUCAUUCGGUGGUUGUCGACGGCUUCACCGAUCCGUCGAACAAUAGUGACAGGUUCUGCCUCGGUCAGCUCAGUAAUGUUAACAGGAAUUCAACUAUAGAAAAUACUAGACGUCAUAUAGGUAAGGGAGUGCAUUUAUACUAUGUAGCAGGCGAGGUGUAUGCCGAGUGCCUGUCGGAUGCGGCGAUAUUCGUGCAGAGCCGCAACUGCAACCACCAUCAUGGCUUCCAUCCCUCCACCGUUUGCAAGAUACCUCCGGGUUGUUCCCUGAAGAUAUUCAACAAUCGAGAGUUUGCUCAGUUGCUAUCGCAGAGUGUAAAUCAUGGUUUUGAAGCUGUUUAUGAGUUGACUAAAAUGUGUACGAUUAGGAUGUCUUUCGUGAAGGGCUGGGGGGCGGAGUACCAUCGUCAGGAUGUUACUUCGACCCCCUGCUGGAUUGAGAUCCACCUUCACGGUCCCCUGCAGUGGCUGGACAAGGUGCUUACACAGAUGGGCUCCCCGCACAAUGCUAUUUCGUCAGUAUCUUAGCCCGACCUCCAUACAGCAUGCCCCACCGUAUCCCGUAUUCAAUAACUUGAUAAUCUCAAAAAAUAUGCAUGUUUUAUAACCUGUUUCGAAACUGUGACGAUGUAUUCAACACUUUCUUUGUAAGUAAUAUGGAAGUCUAAUUUUGUGCUGAAAAUGGAUCCAUAUCUUCUGUUUAUGACGUCGCGGCGUUUUGAAAUAUAUAAUGCAUUUAUUAUUUUUAGUCUAUGAUAUUUUUAAUCUAUAUUAAAAAAUCUAAAGUCAUCCAAAUUUCCGUCACAGUUUCGGUAUUUUAAAAUCCCCGAACUAAUUAUAAUUUAUAAUUAUUUUGGAACUAAUAUCUCCGAUAAAAAAAUAUUUGUCUAGCCCCAAAAAUUUGUUCUUGUAUUCAGCUCAAAUUAUGUGUCCAAGUAAAUUUUAAACGUAAGACGUAUUUAGUGUUACUGUAAUUAUAAAGACAUAAAUAUGUUAGAAAGUGAAUAUACUCGUGAAUGUUUAUGGUAACAUAUGAAGAUAUUAUUCAUUGUAAAUAUGUCUGAUUGAAUUGAGGUUAUUACAAUCAAAUAACCUAAAAAGUGAACGUAUGACAGCGACGUGUGGCAACACUGAAUGUUAACUGUCAUUUGUACAUUAGUACACAGAUAAAUUAUCAUCGUAGGUAAUUUUGUUUUUAUUUUUUUUAUAUGACGAUAGAAAUUGAGAAAUGACAAGCGAUUUUACUUGUUGUAUGAUAUUUUAUCAUUUAAAUCAUGAAUACAUUUUUAUAUAUUUUACAAGCUUAGUAAGCAAUUAUAAAGAGAAAAUUUAAAUAAUUUGUGGCUCUCCAAAUUUGGCUCUACGGUUUGUUUUUUGGUUAAAUAUGUCAAAAAAAAUUACACUGUUGAUUUUUUAUCUGUGUGAUUUAAACACAACUGAAUAUAAUUUUUUGACACACUUUUUAAUUUUCUUAUUACAUGACAUAAUAAUUUGUUUGUUUUUUUUUUAAUUUAGGGAUUCGGUCGAAUUUCAAUGAAUUAAUUGUGUAGAUAUUGAAAAUAAAAAUCGGUAAUUUAAAAAGUCGUCCAUCAUAAAAUCUAAUAAAAUGACAACAAGACAAUCUUUUCUCAAGAGAAUUUAAAGAAAUAAUUGAAAAAAUAGAAUUUAUUGCUCAAGAUAUUUUCAAAGGUAAAUUUCCUGACAACAUUGUUCUUUUUUUAAUUUGUCAUAGACCGAUGAUUUUUUUUUACCUAUGUGUAAAAUCU